This is a messenger RNA of Odobenus rosmarus divergens (Pacific walrus), 3815 nucleotides long. RefSeq names its product IQ motif and Sec7 domain 1 (gene IQSEC1). The record is from RefSeq and is a predicted model, not a curated record. Lineage: Eukaryota; Metazoa; Chordata; Mammalia; Carnivora; Odobenidae. Gene Ontology annotation, biological process: regulation of ARF protein signal transduction; actin cytoskeleton organization. The transcript has 14 exons. Bases 4 to 3417 code for a protein of 1137 amino acids. Gene Ontology annotation, molecular function: guanyl-nucleotide exchange factor activity; protein binding.
GCCAUGUGGUGCCUGCACUGCAACUCCGAGCGGACCCAGUCCCUGCUGGAGCUGGAGCUUGACAGCGGCGUGGAGGGCGAGGGCCCCAGCAGUGAGACCGGUACAUCGCUGGACAGCCCAUCGGCCUACCACCAGGGCCCCCUGGCACCUGCUUCCAGCCUGAGCCCCGACCGCUACGAGCACACGUCGGUGGGAGCCUAUGGGCUGUACUCGGGGCUGCCAGGACAGCAGCAGCGCACACGGAGGCCCAAACUACAGCACUCGACCUCCAUCCUGCGCAAGCAGGCCGAGGAGGAGGCCAUCAAGCGCUCGCGGUCACUCUCUGAGAGCUAUGAGCUCUCCUCCGACCUGCAGGACAAGCAGGUGGAGAUGCUAGAACGCAAGUAUGGGGGCCGCCUCGUGACCCGCCAUGCGGCCCGCACCAUCCAGACGGCCUUCCGUCAGUACCAGAUGAACAAGAACUUCGAGCGCCUGCGUAGCUCCAUGUCGGAGAACCGCAUGUCGCGCCGCAUCGUUCUGUCCAACAUGAGGAUGCAGUUCUCCUUCGAGGGCCCGGAGAAGGUGCACAGCUCCUACUUCGAGGGGAAGCAGGUCUCGGUGACUGAUGAUGGCUCUCAGCUGGGGGCCCUGGUGCCACCCGAGUGUGGCGACCUUGGCGAGCCACCCACCCUCAAGUCUCCCGCCCCGUCCAGCGACUUCGCGGACGCCAUCACGGAGCUGGAGGACGCCUUCUCGCGGCAGGUGAAGUCACUGGCUGAGUCCAUCGAUGACGCCCUCAACUGCCGCAGCCUGCACGCCGAGGAGGCGCCGGCCCCCGAGGCGGGGCGGGCCCGGGACCCCGAGCCCAAGCCAGCCCUGCACGGCGUGGACCACCACAAGCUGGACGAGAUGACGGCCUCGUACAGUGACGUCACCCUGUACAUUGAUGAGGAGGAGCUGUCACCGCCCCUGCCCCUGUCGCAGGCGGCGCACCGGCCGCCCAGCACGGAGUCGGACCUGCGGCUGCGGGCCGGGGGGGCCGCGCAGGACUACUGGGCACUGGCUCACAAGGACGACAAGGGGGACACGGACACAAGCUGCCGGAGCACACCGUCGCUGGAGCGGCAGGAGCAGCGGCUGCGGGUGGAGCACCUCCCGCUGCUCACCAUUGAGCCGCCCAGUGACAGCUCCGUGGACCUCAGUGACCGCUCGGACCGUGGCUCGCUCAAGAGGCAGAGCGCCUAUGAACGCAGCCUGGGCGGGCCGCAGGGCAGUCCCAAGCACGGCCCCCUGGCCGGCCCCCCCAAGAGCCUUCCCCGGGAGGAGCCAGAGCUGCGGCCCCGGGCCCCCCGGCCUCUGGACAGCCACCUGGCCAUCAAUGGCUCGGCCAACAGGCAGAGCAAGUCGGAGUCCGACUACUCGGAUGGGGACAACGACAGCAUCAACAGCACAUCCAACUCCAACGACACCAUCAACUGCAGCUCCGAGUCGUCGUCCCGCGACAGCCUGCGGGAGCAGACACUCAGCAAGCAGACCUACCACAAGGAGACCCGCAACAGCUGGGACUCACCCGCCUUCAGCAACGAUGUCAUCCGCAAGAGGCACUACCGCAUUGGCCUCAAUCUCUUCAACAAGAAGCCUGAGAAGGGCGUCCAGUACCUCAUCGAGCGUGGCUUUGUGCCUGACACGCCAGUGGGGGUAGCCCACUUCCUGCUGCAGCGCAAGGGCCUCAGCAGGCAGAUGAUCGGCGAGUUCCUGGGCAACCGACAGAAACAGUUCAACCGAGACGUGCUCGACUGUGUGGUGGAUGAGAUGGAUUUCUCCGCCAUGGAAUUAGAUGAAGCCCUCAGGAAGUUCCAGGCACACAUCCGGGUCCAAGGGGAGGCUCAGAAGGUGGAGCGGCUCAUCGAGGCAUUCAGCCAGCGGUACUGCAUCUGCAACCCCGGGGUGGUUCGGCAGUUCCGGAACCCAGACACCAUUUUCAUCCUGGCGUUCGCCAUCAUCCUGCUCAACACAGACAUGUACAGCCCCAAUGUCAAACCUGAGCGGAAGAUGAAGCUGGAGGACUUCGUCAAGAACCUGCGAGGUGUGGACGAUGGUGAGGACAUUCCCCGGGAGAUGCUGAUCGGGAUCUAUGAGCGCAUUCGCAAGCGAGAGCUGAAGACCAAUGAGGACCACGUGUCCCAGGUGCAGAAGGUGGAGAAGCUCAUCGUGGGGAAGAAGCCGAUUGGAUCCUUGCAUCACGGGCUUGGCUGUGUGCUCUCUCUGCCCCACCGGAGGCUGGUCUGCUACUGCCGGCUUUUUGAGGUUCCAGACCCAAAUAAGCCCCAGAAACUUGGACUGCACCAGCGAGAAAUCUUCCUGUUUAAUGACCUCCUGGUGGUUACCAAGAUCUUCCAGAAAAAGAAGAACUCCGUGACCUACAGCUUCCGACAGUCCUUCUCCCUGUAUGGCAUGCAGGUCCUGCUCUUCGAGAACCAGUACUACCCCAAUGGCAUCCGGCUCACAUCUGCUGUCCCCGGAGCAGACAUCAAAGUGUUAAUAAACUUUAAUGCUCCCAAUCCUCAAGACCGGAAGAAGUUCACCGAUGACCUGCGGGAGUCCAUUGCGGAAGUGCAGGAGAUGGAGAAGCACAGGAUAGAGUCGGAGCUCGAGAAGCAGAAGGGCGUCGUGCGGCCCAGCAUGUCCCAGUGCUCCAGCCUCAAAAAGGAGUCGGGCAAUGGGACGCUGAGCCGGGCCUGCCUAGACGACAGCUACGCGGGCGGGGAGGGCCUCAAGCGCAGCGCCCUCAGCAGCUCCCUGAGGGACCUCUCGGAAGCGGGGAAGCGAGGGCGUCGCAGCAGUGCGGGAUCGCUAGAGAGCAAUGUGGAAGGGUCCAUCAUUAGCAGUCCUCACAUGCGCCGGAGAGCUACAUCAACACGAGAGUGUCCAUCUCGCCCACACCAGACUAUGCCUAAUUCAUCCUCCCUCCUGGGCUCCUUAUUUGGGAGUAAGAGAGGGAAGCCCCCUCCCCAGGCCCACCCGUCCUCAGCCCCUCCCCCCCCGCCCCCCCCCCCACCGGGCCUGCCCCACCCACAGCACUCUGUGGCCAGCCAUCACCAGGGGCCUGUCGAGGGCCCGCCGCAAGCCCCGGUGCAUGGGCACCACGCCCAGUACUGCCACAUGCAGCAGAACCCGCCCCCCUACCACCACCACCACCACUACCACCCCCCCCAGCACAUCCAGCAUGCACACCAGUACCACCACGGCCCCCACGGGGGGCACCCGCCCUACGGGGCCCAUGUGCACAGCCACCCACCGCUGCCCUCGGCCCAUGCCGGCCACCCGGGCCACCCGGGCCACCCGGGCCACGCAGCGCACCACCACGGGCAGCCCCCCGCCCCGCCGCCCCCCACCAGCAGCAAGGCCAAACCCAGCGGCAUCAGCACAAUUGUGUAGACAGCCUGGGCAGGGUCCCAGACUCCCUGGAACAACUGCACACCACAUAGAGUCAUGCCCAGGGGCGGCCAGCCUCAGACCAGACCCAGGGCACUUGUGUUUCCACCUCCCCCUCUGCUCCCCAUGGCCUGGAUGGAGCCCCCUGAGCCCACGGGGCUUACGUUGUAGGGCACAAAGCUCCCGAUCGCACUUAGCGCGGGUGUCCCGGGUUCCAUCCACUUCGACCCCAGGGGUGGGCCUCGGCCACCAUCAGCCUUGAAAACGGUGCCACCGGCCACGUAGCUGUUGAACUGCCCCCCCACCCCAAAGCAGCCCUCAGCUCUGCUCCCUAACUGUACACGCAUAUGAAAACCCAGCCUAGGAAAAGAAGAAAUGAGACACAAAACCAGAGACAGAAC